AUGAAGCAGUUUUCCUUUCCUUAUUAUCAUUAUCGUCAUCAUCAUCGUCGUCGUCGGAGCAAUAUCUUUAUUUAUACAAAAAUAACUGCUUCUUUACCAUUUAUUGAAAUCGAUUUAAAUUUAACUCCUCAACAAAUGUCCAUGUUUAUUAAUGGUCUCAAAUAUAUACGACCAUGUCAAAUUCAAUACGCUCGUCGAUCAAUCGAUGAAAUUCUUACUGAACAAUAUCAAAAUAUAUCUACCAUUGUAAAACAAUAUCUAAAUGAUAAUAUAAUAUUACAAAUUCGUGCUGAACUUGAACAAAGAAUUGUACGAAGUAUUCAAGACAUACUACGUCAACGACCUUAUGUUGUUAUAUGCCGAGCUGAUAAAACAAAAGCAGUGUACUGUGGUGACACAACUGUUAUGAUAGCUAAAGCACUACAAUAUAUGGCUAGAACGAAAGCUUACGAAGAAAUGACUAAUGGUUGUUGUUCUUUAGCAGAUAUCUUGCAUGUUGUUAAUACAUUGCUGGAUAGUAUUGCACAACAGAAAGCUCUAACGCAAGGGCAAGUGAUGAGAUUACGUCCAAAUCUAAAGAAAUUAGAAUUAGUUCGUUAUCAUGGUCUACCUAAAACACAUAAGGAUGGAACACCAUUACGACCAAUCAUUGUGCCUAUUAAUGCACCAACAACAUUGAUAUCGAAAUUCUUGAAUAAUCUUUUAGCACCUAUCUAUUUACAAGUAGCUCGUGAUACGACCUUUAUCAAUGAUAUUGAUGCCGUUCGAAAAUUAGAAACCUAUGUCUCAAAUGGUUAUUUGUCAUCGGCAACAAAAUUUAUUACAGCUGAUGUCAAAGAUCUCUAUGCAAUGGUACCACGAGAAGGUGCCAUUGAAGCAUUAAUACGAUUUUUAGAAAAAUAUUCCUAUCGUGCGCAUACUAUCGACAAAAAGCGUGGUGGAGCAAUGGGUUCAGCAUUUACACAAGUCUUAGCUAAUAUUUAUAUGUUAGAAUGGGAACAAGAUUUAAUUCAACAUCAAACCAUCCAUCAAGAAAUAUACGGAAGAUAUAUUGAUGAUAUAUUUAUGACUACCAAUCAAACAGUCGAUGAAAUUACCAAUGAACUUACAAAAGCAGCAAAUCGCGAUGUCAAUAUUAAAAUUGAAUAUCGAAUUCAUACAUCCAUUGAUUUUCUUGAUGUGACGAUCAUGAAUGAAAAUGCACAAUUAAGAACAUCAAUUUAUCAUAAACCAACAACUGAACCUUAUAUUUUACCAUAUACAUCAGAUCAUCCACAUCAUGUUCAACGUAAUAUUCCAUAUGCAGCCUUAUUACGCACUGCUCGUCUUUGUUCACAUGUCGAUGACUUUAACACGGAACGCAUUUGUAUUGAUAUGUCCUUAUUAUUAAAUCAUUAUCCACCGAAAUUCAUCACGAAACAUUUCCAACGAUUUUUUCAAUUAAAUAAUGCAAUAUCCGUCUUAGACAAAUUAGAUGAAAACAAGUAUAGACAAUUACAUAAAAAGUUACUUCAACAACCUACACGUCGUGAAAAAAUCUUGCAAACUCUGAUGGAAGAUCCAGUGAAAAAUCCUGAAGUCUUACGAAUUAAGAUCUGGAAUCGAACAGUCAUGCAUCUCCGUUAUCUAUUCGAUAGCGCACUGACAAUACAUUUUCCCAUAGAAUUCUACCGAUGGUGGAAAAAUUAUUAUGUCUAUCCUGGAUCGAAUAUCAAUAAUGUUAAAAUUAGAUGA
Molecule: messenger RNA, 1734 nt
Organism: Rotaria sp. Silwood2
Lineage: Eukaryota; Metazoa; Rotifera; Eurotatoria; Philodinida; Philodinidae
Source: the annotation of a GenBank genome assembly